AUGGAAAUUAAGAUCGUUGGACUUCGAAACGUAUGGAGAUACACGGAUAAGCCACGAUCUCAGACACAUGGCCUGUUCGUAUACUUCAUGACAGUUAUUAGCAACUGCAACUCUUCGUACUCGAAAUUCCGUGGUGGAUUCCACAGAAUCUUCUUCCCGAACAUUCAAGCUCGAAAUCGGGAAAACACAAUUUGCCCUUGUAAGCUGUGGGGCACUCUACAGAGGAAGCCCGGGACAACAUCGAACGGAGCCGAACGUGAGAAUCGAAUGGGAGGUGAAAAACAAAGGAUGAAGCUACUUCUGUUCACCUUGUUCACAGUCGCAGUAUCUGUCGUUCGAGCCCACGAGCCGCUAGAAGACAUCAAGGAUGAAGUGAUCAUGACUUUGCAGGAAUCCCCUGAGACGAAGAAAUCACUCGAAGAGAGAAUCAAGGUUUACGACUCCACUUAA
Messenger RNA from Haemonchus placei, 450 nucleotides. NCBI's taxonomy places the organism in Eukaryota, Metazoa, Nematoda, Chromadorea, Rhabditida, Trichostrongylidae. The record is from the annotation of a GenBank genome assembly.